AUGCACCCCGUUCUUGCCAACCUUUCCGACACCUUGAACACGGCAUUUCGGGAUCAUGAUGGUUUUGCCAGUUCGAUGAGCGGUGAAGAUUCAGUAUCCAUCACAGUCUUGUCCACUGAUGCCGGCAACACUCCCUUGUUCGAUUUCCAUUACUCGUCUUCCAACCUCAACGAGAGUGCUGGGAGCACUCUUAAUGUUACUCAAGACACGGUGUAUCGAAUUGGUAGCAUUUCGAAGCUCUUCACUGCCUACAUGCUUUUGGUCAACUACGGGUGGGAACAUUGGGACAAGCCAGUCACAGAUUUAUACCCGAAUUACGUGGGCAUUCCAAGAUUCCUUGGCGUCUCAUCUUUCUGGUAUUGGGAGAGACUCAAUGGUGACUUGGCGAGCCAAGACUUCCCCAGGGAAGAGGCUGGUCUGCCAAAGCUUCCGUCAAAGGAUGUUCCUGAUUGUGUGGGAAACUCCACUCUGCCGCCCUGCAACCGAAAAGAAUACUUCGAGGGCUUCACUCAAAGACAUCCCAUCUUCGCCACCCAUAGCACACGCGUCUACUCGAACGCUGCCUACCGCAUUCUGGGUUAUGUACUUGAACGCCUCUCCGGGAAAUCGUAUCACGAUCUACUACAAUCAUCUGUUGUGAAGCCACUGCGUCUCAGUGGUACGGGCACGGAGCGGCCAACGGCCCACAAUGUCCCAGUGAUUCCCAACGGCGAUAGUGCGUGGUUUCAAGAUACCGGCGACGAAGCACCAACCGCAGGAUUGUAUUCCCCCUCACUGGAUUUGGCUCGUUUUGGCCAAGCAGUUCUGCAGAACCGGCAACUGUCUCCGGCCUUUACCAGGCGCUGGAUGAAGCCCACUUCUCACACCGCGUCACUGAGCUUGUCCGUUGGAAGUCCCUGGGAGAUCCACCGAACGAGGAGCAACAUAACCGACGGACGUGUCAUUGACUUGUACACAAAGUCUGGCUCGCUGGGCAGGUACAAUUCGUUGCUGGUGCUUAUUCCGGAUUUCCAAAUCACAUUUUCUAUCUUGACGGCUGGCAUCACCGGCAGCCCCGCCAUAAAGGUAGCCACAGAAUUGGUGACAUCGUCCCUCCUGCCUGCUCUCGAGAAAAUCAGCGGCAUCCAAGCCUGUGAGAACCUCUGCGGGACAUACGCGUCAACCACAAAGCAGGAAAACUCCUCCAUCAGUAUCACGGCCGACGAGAAAGGGCUUCUAGUUAAAAGCUGGGUCAGUCGAGGCGUCGACAUUCAACAAGUAGCAAAAGGCAUGGUGGAAGAUGGAGAACAGCAAGCCAUACGACUCCAGGUGACCAAUCUCCAUACGUCGACGUCUUCUCAUGGGAAAAAAUCCGGUCACGUUUCGUAUCGGGCACUCUUUAUGACAACUUCCAAAGGCAACAAUUUUCACAUCUUGGAUGAUGCCCCAGAGCAAUGGUCUGGUGUUGACAGUGUCAACUAUGGGAAUGUUGCUGCCGAUGACUUCGUUUUCAGCCUGAACCGAGAUGGUAAGGCUGCAAGUCUGGAAGUGAGGGUUCUGAGGGAGACCUUCAAGAAGCAGAAGUAA
Fusarium falciforme is the source of this 1566-nucleotide messenger RNA. RefSeq lists its product as hypothetical. Bases 1 to 1566 code for a protein of 521 amino acids. The record is from RefSeq and is a predicted model, not a curated record. The transcript has 5 exons. NCBI's taxonomy places the organism in Eukaryota, Fungi, Ascomycota, Sordariomycetes, Hypocreales, Nectriaceae.